AAGAGUGGUGUGUUGAGGACAUUUACGAGGAUCGAUAGGGAUGAGCUGUGUCCGACGUCCGAUAGUUGCGUCAUCAAAAUCGACGUGGCGGUCCAGCCGGUCGAGUACUUUCGAAUACUCAGAGUAUUCGUUACCGUACUCGAUAUUAAUGACAAUCCACCGGUUUUUCCGAAACCUCAAGUUAUGAUUGAGAUACUCGAAAGCUUAAGUUCCGGUUCUUUUAUACCGAUACCGAUGGCGUCGGACCUCGACAGUCCUCACAACAAAAACAACAACGCCGUCAUCAAACCGAGCGAAAAACAUCCCAUAAAAAAUCCAUUCAAACUGCAGCUGGUCAACAAGCAGAUCUCCGACAAACAUACCGACGCUCGACUUGUCCUGACAAGCUCUUUGGAUCGGGAACGAAUAUCGAGUUACCGAAUGGUGAUCGUGGCCAGCAGCCAAAGAAACGCCGUCCUGACAGCCACCAUUGAGAUCGUCAUAAAUUUGAUUGACGUGAACGAUAACAAUCCGAUAUUCGAACGGAUGUCCUACCAGACGAGUAUUCUCGAGAAUACGCCAGUCGGUAGUUUCCUCAUCAGAGUGCAGGCUCAUGAUGAGGACAGCGGAUUGAAUGGAGAAGUAACGUACGAGUUCAGUUCAUUGACGGCUGGUUCGCACGGAAACAUCUUCCACCUGAACAGCACUACAGGUGAGAUACGGAACAAACAGGUACUCGACUACGAAAAGUCCAACUCUUACUACCUGACCAUUGUGGCCCAGGACCGAGGACCUGACCCCAGUCCAGUCACCGUCACCGUGUCCAUCUUCAUCGAGGACGAAAAUGACAACGCCCCUGAGAUCUCCAUCGUGACCAUCUCAUCCCAAGUUGGCGUCGGUGAAAUUGUCGAGAACUCAGCGCCAGCCACGUUUGUCGCGCAGGUCUCAGUGACUGACAAGGACAACAACGGAAACAAUAAAAAAUUUGAUUGCAGUCUACGAUAUGCCGAUUCCGAUCCCCUCAUGUCGAUCGAUUCGGAUACCGGCAUAAUCAAAGCCGUGGUCUCUUUUGAUCGUGAAUUGAUCAGCGAAAUAAAUUUUCUCGUAAUAGUCAGCGAUGGAGGCAGCAAGCCAAGAAGUUCCACCGCCAGAGCCCGACUUGUUAUAACCGACCUCAAUGACGAAAAACCGAUAUUUGAUCGAAACGAAUAUUCAUUUGAAAUUUCUGAAAACGAGCCGAUCAAAUCAAUAAUUGGGUCAGUUUUAGCGGUGGAUAGGGAUAGUGGUAUCAACGCAGUAGUUCAUUACGAAAUCGUUUCCAAUCACAUCACUCACUUGGGUCCGGAUGAUUCCGGCAUAUUUCUAAAUUUUCCAUUCUUUGAAAUCGACAAAAAUACCGGUUCAAUCAGCACAUCCCAAGUACUCGAUAGAGAAGCUAUAUCUAUGCACCGGUUUAUCGUCAUGGCAAUCGACGGCUGCGUUUUGUCCGCCAAAAGUUCGACAGCAUCCGUAAGGGUGAAGGUCCUGGAUGUGAACGACAAUGCACCAACGUUUGAUGUGUUCUCGUCUUUCGUCAACAAAACAUAUCAAGUGGGUGGGUUGCUUGGUCAUUGA
This is a messenger RNA of Helobdella robusta, 1593 nucleotides long. RefSeq lists its product as hypothetical. The record is from RefSeq and is a predicted model, not a curated record. The transcript has 6 exons. Gene Ontology annotation, biological process: homophilic cell-cell adhesion. Gene Ontology annotation, cellular component: plasma membrane. The annotation marks the transcript as partial. NCBI's taxonomy places the organism in Eukaryota, Metazoa, Annelida, Clitellata, Rhynchobdellida, Glossiphoniidae. Gene Ontology annotation, molecular function: calcium ion binding.